CACCCAUAAGAAACUGUUGGUGCCUGGACCAACAUUGCAGUAUUCAGUUGUUGUUUUCUAAUAAAUACUAGGCUUGGACUAGUCUACAAAUGUCCACCUCGGAGUAAGUGAGUGAAUUUUGCUUAAUGCGAGAGGAAAGCCUAAAGUGACUAUUGGACUAUAUCACCCUCAAACGCAGUGCUGACCUGACAAUCCAAGGAUGAUAAUCAGAGCUCAUCAGGGACUGAAACCGAAUGAUCUGAGAUCCCAGCAUGCUGAAAUGGCGCAUAGGCAAUCACUCCUCCUAGCGUGAUACCCCAUCUGGGCGUGUGUGAACACUGGUAUAAUCUAUCAUGUCUGCAGAAGACACUGGUGAAAGAAACCCUCCUUUCCAAUGGUGUGGUAACCAGCGCACCUCACCAUGUCUGUUUUAUAAAUGAGAUGAUAAAUGUACCAGUCAUUUAGAACUGACCACACUGGCUUCACCUUCAGUUAAAAUAUUAUUCUUGGUCACCAGGUGUGCGCUAUGCCGCUUUUCCUGUCGCUUUCGACAUCAUGCGCGAGUUGCGAGUGUUCAGCCAGGACACCCUGCUGGAGGAGUUUGUACUUGGCGUGGUGCCCGGACUUCCUAAGCGGCUAGAUAAGGGUAUAAUGGCAGCAGAACUGGGGUGUGGCUAUGGCAUCCUAGCUUCUAAUUUGGCUCAACGAUAUCCAGCAACGACCUUUAUCGCCAGUGACGUGGUUGAUGAGCUGCUGGAGACUGCACGACAAGCAGCAUCUGUGAAGGGCCUCACAAACCUCCAUUUUGAACGUCAAGACAUUUAUGACCUCCCUGAUACAUAUAUGAACAAAUUUGAUUGGAUAUUAGUUCGUGACGUCAUUCAUGACCUGCCUCACCCUGAUCGAGCAUUGCGUGCGAUCUACCGGUCCCUGAAGCCCGGGGGAGAGCUGAGCCUCCUGGAAAAGGGCGUGACGGAAACAUUAUCGGAGAAUGUUGGCAACAUGGGCGUCUGUUCCCUGUAUACUCUGAGUACCUUCAGCUGCGUGCCUGAGAGCUUCCAGCACCCCGACUCCGCCGCCCUAGGAGCUGCAUGGAAUGUCUGUCAGGCCAGGGAAAUGAUAGAGAGGGCGGGUUUCACGCUGGUCAAAGAGUUCCAUAAUGAAAAGAACAAGCAGGAUGUUCACUACAUCUGUCGAAAAUGAUCUUUUGAUUUCAUAUAUGUCUUAGAUAGACACGAUAUAUGUCCCGCUAUAACUGUACAAUCUGUCCUUCCAGGGUUCACUUACCAACGUCCCAGAUCAGCAACUAGUUGCCAUGCCUGAGCUUGAUUUAAAUCAUGUCCAGACAAGGAAUAAUCCAACAAAUACGUGACAUCUGUUAACCAGCCAUGAAUGUUGUAACUUUAUUGUUUCAAGUCAAUUAAAACUCUUCAUGAACA
Haliotis rufescens (red abalone) is the source of this 1418-nucleotide messenger RNA. RefSeq lists its product as uncharacterized. Bases 535 to 1182 code for a protein of 215 amino acids. The record is from RefSeq and is a predicted model, not a curated record. The transcript is spliced from 2 exons. Lineage: Eukaryota; Metazoa; Mollusca; Gastropoda; Lepetellida; Haliotidae.